AUGGCGCCCCCGAGGCUGCUGCUGCUGCUGCUGCUAAUGCUGCUCAGUGUCCGGGUCCGCGCCGACUCCGCGCCCCGCGCCGUCCCCGCGCAGAGCCGCCCGUGCGUGGACUGCCACGCGUUCGAGUUCAUGCAGCGCGCCCUGCAGGACCUGCGGAAGACGGCCUCCAGCCUGGACGCGCGGACCGAGAGCCUCCUGCUGCAGGCCGAGCGCCGAGCCCUGUGCGCCUGCUGGCCCUCCGGCCGCUGAGGACACGAUAAGCCCCCAAUAAACACUGUGUCCGCCU
Molecule: messenger RNA, 286 nt
Organism: Suncus etruscus (white-toothed pygmy shrew)
Lineage: Eukaryota; Metazoa; Chordata; Mammalia; Eulipotyphla; Soricidae
Gene: NICOL1
Product: chromosome 16 C4orf48 homolog
Exons: 3
Coding region: 1-249 (82 amino acids)
Source: RefSeq, a predicted model, not a curated record